AGAAUCGAUCUUCCCCCGCGUUCAACAUGGCGAAACUACUUUUCCACCACCGGCAUGGCAUUCAAAAGUCGUAUUUCCAUCGCUAACCCCGAGACGGCAGCACUAGUUGCAGAUUCAUUUGUUCCUAGUGGUUCGAAGGAUAAAGUUAUUGUAGAAGCGUAUCUCGGUCGUGGUGUGUUAACUCGCGCUUUGAUGCAGUUGCCGAAAAAACGGAUCCGAAAAAGCUUGAGAACGUAG
Messenger RNA from Suillus discolor, 237 nucleotides. RefSeq lists its product as uncharacterized. The annotation marks the transcript as partial. Lineage: Eukaryota; Fungi; Basidiomycota; Agaricomycetes; Boletales; Suillaceae. The record is from RefSeq and is a predicted model, not a curated record. The transcript has 2 exons.